AUGGAUCAGUUCUUGGCUAAUUUCAUCGACCGUCAACUACCAUCCUGUAUCCUCGCCUCAGGUCAUCUCAACGAUCAUCGCAAAUGGCUCCUUCGAUUACCCGACAUCGCAUCACUGACUCCGGCCAUGGAGUAUGCCAUCCUAUCUCUCAGCACUGCGGCCUUGGAGGGAGAUGGCUCCUCUGGCGGCCAGAGCCUAAAGCUAUACACUAGAGGACUGUAUGAGCUACAAAAAGCGAUUGAUGAUCCCAAGAUGAGAUUAGAUGACCAAACUCUUGCAGCUUGCGUCUUUCUCGGUAUGUUUGAGUUCGCAGAGUGUCCAGGACGAAGCGUCAGCGCAUACAUGAGGCAUUAUCAGGGGGCCAUGGCACUCUUGCAACUUCGUGGGCCCGAGCAGCACAUCGGUGGCCUGGCGCACGAUGUCUUCCAAGUACUGAGGAUGCAUACUGCGUUUCAAGGUCUGGCCCAGGGUUAUGGUGGUCAAUUAGCCAAGCCAUCAUGGAUGGAAGGACCAUGGAUAUCGAAAUCCAAGACUAUGCACGACCUACUUCUCGAUAUCUUUCUUCAAGUUCCGGAACAUUUAUCCAGAAGCAGAGCGGUUAUAUCUUCACCGCUAACUCAAUCUUUGUAUACUUCUGGCCUUAAAACGUUUACCGGUCUACUAGCCCUCGAUGGACAACUCAGUCAAUGGUUCGAGUCAUAUCAAUAUACCUAUCCGACGCUUUACUGGCCAGAGUUGUCCACAGCCAGCAGCUCGACAGACAGCGAGGAGCUGGGUAGACUCUACCCAGUGUCGUUCCAGUUUCCGUCCUACUAUGUAGCAGAGACCAUGGUACUUUACUGGGUGAUGCAGACCUUGAUACAUGCCAGCAUCUCUUUACUCUGCACCAGGUUAAUACAUGGCGAGACCAAGGACACCACAGGCCUUUCUGGUGAUGAUCGGUUAGGCAAAGGCAAUGAUUACACGUCUAUAAAUCAUAUGCAACAUAUAGUCCAGUCCUCAGACUUCAUGCUAUGGCCAGAGACAUCAGCUCGCUACAUCUGUCAGUCAGUGGAAUAUUUCUUACAAGGAGAGUUUCGUGGUAUGGGCGCUGGUGUUGUUCUAUCACCAUUAUUGGUAGUCAAAGCAUGUCUAUCGAGGUCAGCACGGAAUUUCUCCAGAGAGAUCAAGUGGAUUGACGAGGCGAUUGGGCGCAUUCAGCAUAAUGGGGCUGGGUUAGCUGCUUGUGUUUGA
Molecule: messenger RNA, 1233 nt
Organism: Fusarium subglutinans
Lineage: Eukaryota; Fungi; Ascomycota; Sordariomycetes; Hypocreales; Nectriaceae
Exons: 3
Coding region: 1-1233 (410 amino acids)
Source: RefSeq, a predicted model, not a curated record